AUGAACGGCAACGGAGAUGGCGACCACACCAUGCGUGAUGUGAUCGACACGCCUGACUACACUGACUCAGAUACUGGCAUGACCACCACAGAGAGCAGCAUUGCAGGUGACCUGGAUGGUAGAAAGAAGAGAUGGGAGGGUCAUGAGCUGAGAAAGAGCGUCCUGGGCAAGAAGCACGACAAGCUGGGCGAAUCANAAGACGACUCUAUCCGCAGAUUCCGCUACCUCCUAGGCCUGACCGACCUCUUCCGCCACUUCAUCGACACGAACCCCAACCCUCGCAUCAAGGAGAUUAUGGCCGAGAUCGACCGCCAAGACGAAGAAGAGAAGGCAAGAGCUGGCAAAGCCCAAUCGCGCAAGGGAGGUGCAGGCGGCGAAAGAAGGAGACGCACAGAAAAGGAGGAAGAUGCUGAAUUGCUCCGCGCUGGCAAGCACGAAAGCGAUGAGUCCCGCACAAUCUUCCGCGAAUCACCCUCUUACGUGCAUCNNGGCCUAAUGCGCGACUACCAAGUCGCUGGUCUGAACUGGCUUGUCUCGCUGCACGAGAACGGUAUUUCUGGUAUUCUGGCCGACGAGAUGGGUCUGGGCAAGACCCUGCAGACGAUUUCCUUCAUCGGUUAUCUACGCUUUGUGUGUAAUAUCACUGGCCCUCACUUGGUCGCCGUACCAAAGUCAACCCUCGACAACUGGAAGCGCGAGUUCGCUAAAUGGAUUCCCGAUAUCGAUGUUCUGGUCCUCCAAGGAACCAAGGAAGAGCGCGCAAACAUCAUCAACGAUCGCCUGAACGAAGAGAAAUUCGAUGUUCUUAUCACGAGUUACGAGAUGAUUCUUCGCGAGAAGACACACCUGAAGAAGUUUGCAUGGGAGUACAUCAUCAUUGACGAGGCCCACCGUAUCAAGAACGAGGAGUCAUCUCUUGCUCAGAUCAUCCGUAUGUUCAACUCACGCAACCGCCUUCUCAUCACCGGAACACCUCUGCAAAACAACUUGCACGAGCUGUGGGCCUUGCUUAACUUCCUUCUUCCCGACGUCUUUGGUGAUUCGGAAGCCUUCGACCAAUGGUUCUCUGGACAAGACUCCGAUCAGGAAACCGUCGUUCAGCAACUGCACAGAGUUCUGCGCCCCUUCUUGCUGCGCAGAGUCAAGAGUGACGUCGAGAAGAGUCUAUUACCCAAGAAGGAGGUCAACUUGUACAUUGGCAUGUCCGAAAUGCAGGUCAACUGGUACAAGCGCAUUUUGGAGAAGGACAUCGAUGCCGUCAAUGGUGCUGGUGGAAAGAAGGAGUCAAAGACUCGUCUGCUCAACAUUGUCAUGCAACUGCGCAAGUGCUGCAACCACCCUUACCUGUUCGAUGGAGCCGAACCUGGUCCGCCGUACACCACCGACGAGCAUUUGGUCUACAACUCGGCUAAGAUGAUCAUGCUCGACAAGCUGCUCAAGCGUAUGAAGGCACAAGGAAGUCGCGUUCUCAUUUUCUCGCAGAUGAGCAGACUGUUGGACAUUCUCGAGGAUUACUCGGUCUUCCGUGGUUACCAGUACUGCCGUAUUGAUGGUUCAACAGCUCACGAAGACCGUAUUGCGGCCAUCGACGAGUACAACAAGCCUGGUUCUGAGAAGUUCCUUUUCCUCCUGACCACCCGCGCUGGUGGUCUCGGUAUCAAUUUGACAACUGCAGACAUCGUCGUUCUCUUCGAUAGUGAUUGGAACCCUCAGGCUGAUUUGCAGGCCAUGGACCGUGCUCAUCGUAUUGGUCAGACCAAGCAAGUUGUCGUCUUCCGUUUCGUCACAGAGAAUGCUAUCGAGGAGAAGGUGCUUGAGAGAGCCGCUCAGAAGCUCCGCUUGGAUCAGCUCGUCAUCCAGCAAGGCCGUGCUCAACAAGAAGCUAAGAAGGCCGCUUCCAAGGACGAGCUCUUGAACAUGAUCCAGCAUGGUGCUGAGAAGGUGUUCGAAGCAAAUUCUGGAAGCGCAUUCGCAAAGAACGGUGAAAUGUCUGAAGACGACAUCGACGCAAUCCUGAAGAAGGGUGAGGAGCGUACCGCUGAGCUGAACUCGAAGUACGAGAAGCUCGGCCUGGACGACCUUCAGAAAUUCACUUCAGAAUCUGCCUACGAGUGGAACGGCGAAAACUUCGAGAACAAGAAGAAGGUAGAGAUUGGCAUCAACUGGAUCAACCCCUCAAAGCGUGAGCGCAAAGACCCGGCAUCCUACUCGAUGGAUAAGUACUAUCGUAACGCUCUUAUGACGGGCGGCAGGACAGCCGACCCCAAGCCCAAGGUUCCGCGUGCGCCCAAGCAACAGGCUAUGCACGAUUACCAGUUCUUCAACCCUCAUCUUGCCGAUUUGCAAGACAAGGAGACCGCCUGGUUCCGCAAGGAGAACAACAUCAAGGCGCCACUUGCUGAAGGUGAUGAUGAGGACAAGGAGCAGCGCGAACAAGACCAGGCUCUGGAACAGCAGGCUAUUGAUGACGCUGAGCCUCUGACUGAGGAGGAACAGCGUGAGAAGGACAAGCUUGCUGCGGAAGGUUUCGGUGACUGGAACAAGCGUGACUUCCAGCAAUUUAUCAACGGAAGUGCCAAGUAUGGACGCACAAAUUACGAGGAUAUUGCCCUGGAGGUCGACAGCAAGGAGCCUGACGAGAUCAAGGCUUACGCCAAGAUCUUCUGGAAGCGCUACAAGGAGAUUGCCAACUGGGAGAAGCACAUCGACUCCAUCAACGAGGGUGAAGAGCGUCGCGCAAAGGUUGUUCAGCAUGGCAAGCUCCUCCGCCAGAAGAUGGGCAUGUACCGUGUACCACUGCAGCAGCUGAAGAUCAACUACACUGUCAGCACUACCAACAAGAAGGUCUACACCGAGGAAGAGGAUCGCUUCCUUUUGGUCAUGCUUGACCGCUUCGGCCUUGAGAGCGAGAACCUGUACGAGAAGAUUCGUGACGAGAUUCGCGAAUCACCACUCUUCAGAUUCGAUUGGUUCUUCCUCAGCAGAACACCACAAGAGAUCGGACGUCGCUGCAACACUCUUAUCACUACUGUUGCUAAGGAGAUGGCCGAGGCGAACGGCGAGAAGCUCAAUGGCUCAAAGGGUAAGAGAGUUGCUGACGAAGAAUCGAGCGAGGAGGAGGAAGUCAAGCCCACUACCAAGAAGGCAAAGGGCAACGUCAAGAACAAGCAGCUUGACACAGUAAAGGGCGGCAGUAAGGCAGCAUCAAGCACAUCAUCUCGUGCAGGCAGUGUAGCAUCAACCGGCUCCAACGGAACCACCAAGGGCGGUGCCGCUGCUGUUGUGACAAAGAGCGGCAGAGCAUCGCGCAAGAAGUAG
Molecule: messenger RNA, 3318 nt
Organism: Aureobasidium musti
Lineage: Eukaryota; Fungi; Ascomycota; Dothideomycetes; Dothideales; Saccotheciaceae
Source: the annotation of a GenBank genome assembly